Diachasmimorpha longicaudata is the source of this 1265-nucleotide messenger RNA. RefSeq names its product vesicle transport protein USE1 (gene Use1). Gene Ontology annotation, molecular function: SNAP receptor activity. The transcript is spliced from 6 exons. Bases 408 to 1181 code for a protein of 257 amino acids. The record is from RefSeq and is a predicted model, not a curated record. Lineage: Eukaryota; Metazoa; Arthropoda; Insecta; Hymenoptera; Braconidae. Gene Ontology annotation, biological process: retrograde vesicle-mediated transport, Golgi to endoplasmic reticulum. Gene Ontology annotation, cellular component: endoplasmic reticulum; SNARE complex.
GGCCACAACCGAAAAAUUCAGUAGCGGUGGCACCUGAACUACGAUAGUGAACGUGCCUGUCGGUAAGGCAUUCGGAGAACGUUCGUAGUUCAUGCGACACCACAACUCCACUCUAUAAACGUCAACAAUCUCCCCUAUAAUCUCUGCUCCGACUGAUUAAUGUCAGACGAAAUGUCAUUAUGUUUACGUGACGUCAUGGGAAACACGUGUACCAUUUGAAGGAAUCUGUCCGAAGAAAGGGAUCUAUUUUCGGUGAUUGGGGGUCGGGGUUGACAGCGUAAGACUAAUUAGGAACAACGUUUAUAAAGCUGUUGAUGAGCUGGAAAAUAAUUACGUCAUUGGGAAACCAAAAAUAUAAAAAAUUGUUGGUUAUUACCUGCGGUCCCUCUGAGGGUUUUGAGUAAAAAAUGACACAACGCGAGACCCGAGUGAUGUCGCGAGUAGAAAUCAACACUCGAAGGUUGUUGGGAAGAUGUGAGCUCAUCGCCAAGGAAGAUCCUCACCGAGAUUGGAGACUGGAAAAGUAUAUUCUAGCGUUGGAUGAUCUACUGAAAAAAUUACAAACUCAACCUGACAAACCCCCGAGAGACAUAAUGUCUGAAUACAUAAAGCGAAUAGAUUUCUUAAAGGGAGUAGUCGACACUGCGAAGAUUCCUGGUCCCAUUGAGAGGGUGGUGGCCGCUCAGAUGCUCCCGAAAACCUCCAAUCUAUUGUCUGAAACCACGAGCCCCAGUAUCACGACUCAGAUUCAUCAGAAGACGACUGCCAAGUACAGCAGGGACGUGAGAGCUGAGUUAUUCAAUUCUGAUGGGGGAAUGGGGCAGGACGGAGUGAGGAAGCGACUGCCCAAUCAGCAGAGUCAAGACGAAGACCUGGAUGCAAUUCUGAAGUAUAACAGGAACAUGCAAGAAAAGAUAGCAGAGAAUAUGCUGAUGAUGACGAAGAAUAUGAAGGAGCAUGCACUGACAGCCAGUGCAAUAAUCAAGAGUGACUUAAAUGCUCUUGAUAAAGCUGAUAAAUUAACCGAGACUAAUGCAGAUAAGUUGAAUAAGGAGUCAUUGAAGUUGGACGAGCAUACAAAGUCCACUUGGAGAUGUUGGGUCUGGGUCAUGAUUGCAUUCGUUAUGAUCGUUUUCUUUAAUAUGAUAUUCUUCAUGAAGAUAGCUAAGAAGAGGCUGUAGGCAUAUGAGAUUUAAUCAUUGAGGGUGCAAGUAUUUUAUAUUUAAUGUUCUGUAACGGUGGUUAAUAAAUUCACGAAACAAUAA